Messenger RNA from Emys orbicularis (European pond turtle), 750 nucleotides. It is a transcript of the gene RASSF3, whose product is annotated as Ras association domain family member 3. Gene Ontology annotation, biological process: signal transduction. Gene Ontology annotation, cellular component: cytoplasm. Bases 1 to 750 code for a protein of 249 amino acids. The record is from RefSeq and is a predicted model, not a curated record. Lineage: Eukaryota; Metazoa; Chordata; Testudines; Emydidae. The transcript has 5 exons.
AUGAGCAGCGGCUACAGCAGCCUGGAGGAGGAGGAGUCCGAGGAGUUCUUCACCGCCCGCACCUCCUUCUUCGGGAGGCCCCCGGCCAAAGCCAGGCCCGAGCUGCAAGAUGUUCAGAAAGAGAGAGAAACCCACACGUAUCUCAGUAAAGAAGAAGUUAAAGAGAAGAUUCAAAACUAUAAUUCAUCUGUUACUGACAAAUUAAAGAUGACCUUGAACUCAAAUGGGACUUACACUGGCUUCAUCAAAGUUCAGAUGGAACUAUGCAGACCUAUUACUGUACAGACUUCUGUGAAUCCAGGAGAGCAUGCUCACAAUAACAAUGAGACUUCAUUUUACUUGCCUCCAGGCUACGUGAAUAAGCUUCAUAUAAGCAGCAUUAACACUGUUCGUGAAGUUAUUGAGGCCUUGCUCAAAAAAUUUUUAGUGUUUGACAAUCCUGCCAAGUUUGCACUUUAUAAACGCUGUCACAAGGAAGAUCAAGUUUAUACAUGCAGGCUCUCAGACAGAGAACAUCCCCUCUAUCUGCGUUUGGUAGCAGGCCCCAGCACAGAAACAUUCAGUUUUGUUCUGCGUGAGCAUGAAACUGGAGAGGUUAUGUGGGAAGCCUUUAGCCUUCCUGAACUGCAGAACUUCUUGCGUAUACUGGACAAAGAGGAAGAUGAGCAACUACAGAUCUUAAAGAGGCGUUAUGCAGCCUACAAAGACAAACUUGAAGAAGCCCUUGGUGGGGUGUGGAAACCAGGUUAA